Messenger RNA from Pygocentrus nattereri (red-bellied piranha), 2520 nucleotides. RefSeq names its product bridging integrator 2b (gene bin2b). The transcript is spliced from 12 exons. Lineage: Eukaryota; Metazoa; Chordata; Actinopteri; Characiformes; Serrasalmidae. Bases 266 to 1927 code for a protein of 553 amino acids. The record is from RefSeq and is a predicted model, not a curated record. Gene Ontology annotation, biological process: phagocytosis, engulfment; podosome assembly; plasma membrane tubulation. Gene Ontology annotation, cellular component: podosome; phagocytic cup; plasma membrane. Gene Ontology annotation, molecular function: phospholipid binding; protein binding.
AGUCAGCGGUGCAGUUUAGCAGACAAGCUCGAGCAUGCUGAAGGAUAGCUGCAUGCUGCGCUUGCUGAGCUGUGGGCGCUGUGUCGCAACCUUAAAAUCCUCCGGUUUGUGACUGACUAAUGUGUUUUUAACACCCCUCUCUCUCCUCCUCACUCCGCCCAUGCUAACAUUGAAGGAAGUCACAAGAGCCACCACAUAAAAAGGAAGCAAAGAGGCACUCGGAGAGAAAGUGUGUCUGAGUGCUGACAGACAGCAACACGUAAAGAUGGCUGAGAGUAAACAUAGUGGCAACAUUGGGGGCAACAUAGGCGCUGGAGCCGGCAUCCUGGCUAAACGCUUUCAGAAAUCCAUGAACAGAGCUCAAGAAAAGGUCCUGCAGAAACUUGGAAAAACCAUGGAGACGAGAGAUGAGCAGUUUGAGCAGUGCUCGGCCAAUCUAAACAAACAACAGAUGGAUGGUACCAGGUUGUUCAAGGAUGUGAAGUCCUACUACAAUGCAGUCAAAGUGAUGCAUGAGACGUCCAAACGUCUGUCUCAGACUCUGAAAGAAAUCUAUGAGUCAGACUGGCAGGGUUUAGAGGACCUGUCUGUCAUUAUGGAGAGUGAGGACCUGCUCUGGAAUGAUUAUGAGGAGAAGUUGAGUGAUCAGGUUAUUCGCACAAUGGAGAACUACACUAGCCAGUUCCCAGAUGUCAAAGAACGUGUAUCUAAGCGUGGACGCAAGCUGGUGGAUUACGAUUCUGCUCGCCACCAUCUGGAGGCACUGCAGAAUGCCAAAAAGAAAGACGAAGCCAAAAUAGCCAAAGCAGAGGAGGAGUUUAACAAAGCGCAGAGUGUGUUUGAGGAUAUCAACAAAGAACUGCGAGAGGAACUGCCUGUCCUUUAUCAAAGUCGCAUUGGCUGCUAUGUGACAAUGUUUCAGAACAUCUCCAACCUAAGGGAUGUCUUUUACAAGGAAAUGAGUGUGUUAAAUCAUGACAUCUAUAAUGUAAUGAAGAAGCUUGAGACGCAGCACUCCACCAAAACCUUUAUCAUCAAAGGCCUCAACAGCACUAAGUCAAAGAAGAGGAAAUCUCUUACUAUCUCUGCACCCAUCCCCUGUAACACUGCCUUCCCAGCCGAUCAUCCGGGUCUGAGCAAGCUCAGUGUGCCUGACGAACUUGUGGCCAAAGACACAGACUCAAACUCUACUCCAGUAAAGGCUGCAACCACAACAGCAGAAACAUCAGACUCUGAUGACUUCAGCUCUGUUGAUAGUGUGCCAAAUACACCCAACAGGCAGUCUGUGUGCUCAGAGGGGGAGGGGGUCAAGUCCGGGACAGCCAAUGAGAGCACAACUGAAAUUGCUGCUGACCAGUUGGUACAAUCGUUCGAUAAAGAGCAGCCAGGAAGUUCAGCUGCUAGUGAACAGGAUGAAGAAGAACAAAGUGAGGAUGCUCUAUCAUCUGCACCUACAUCUGAGGAUAGAAAUGCACCAGAAGCCACACUGUCUGAAGGUGCAGGUGAGGAGCCUGAGCCUUCACAGUAUGAGAAUGAGAAAGCCGCUCCAGUGCCUGCUGCCCGAUCACUCGCCCCAGUAAAGGUAGAGGAAGCAGCAGAUGGCGAGAAAGCAGAAAGUGGAAAAGAGGAGGACCAAACUAAAGAGUUAAAGAGAGAAAAAGAGGCGGUAACAAGCCAAAAAGCCAACAGCUCAAACCCUCCUGGCUUCCUCUACAAGGCUAUUGCUUUGGAGACCCAGGAAUCAGAUGAAGGUGUUCUUCUGUUGUUCACAAAAGGAGAUAUACUCCUCAUAUAUGUUGAAGAAGAGGAAAAACCAGAGGGCAGCGUGUGGGGGGUGAGAGAGCAGGACUGGAUCCAGUAUAAAGACUUGACGCUCCUCUCUGGCAUCGUUAUGGAGACAAUGAUCCAAAGAAUCAACUCUGACUAGAAAGGACUGCAACUUUUAGUGGCUCCGCUCAUAAUUCGGCAGCAGAGCAGGGCUGUGUACCAGCCCUGUGACCAGUGAACGCUGUAGUCUAGAAUCUGCCUUUUGGGAUUCUACGUGGACCUACUUGUUAACUCCAGGGUUUUCCUGGAGUUGCUAAGUCACUGGGAUCUUUGUGUUUUUUACACUAAAACAGUAACUUAAUCUGUUUAAAAGUCUUCCCAGUAUUCGCAGAGAACAGUUGAUGCUGACAGCUAUCCUGAUUUUCCCUAAAUUCAUGUUUCUAAGUCAAUUUCUAUGUUUGAAGUAUAACAUCCUUUCUGAAAUAUUUGAAGUAAUUAAAUAAUAAUUUACUGAACCAGUUGCAGAUAUCUUUGUCCCUCUCUUGUUUUUCCUCUUCAGUUACAGUAUUCAGUUACUUGCCUCAUUCAGUUGAAAUGUGCCAAGCAGUGCUCUCAUCAACAUGCUGAAAAUGUUUAUCCAUUAUAGAUAAUUAUGAAUGAUGACUGUGAACUCUCCUAUGGUUUUUAUAUGUUUUAUAUAUGUUUUUUAAAAAAGGUAUUGUUUGGUGUUCAAUAAAGAUCAAAAGAAACCUG